UCCAAAACGCUGGAAAACAGGCCAGAUUUUUGCUGUGCAGCAGGAAAACGGCUGGAAAGGGCCCUCUGGAACACACCAACGUGUCCCUCCAGGUGUUUACAAGAUAUGGGAAAUGCUACAUGUUCAACUCAGGAGAAGAAGGGCGGCCUCUCCUCACCACAGUGAAGGGUGGGACAGGCAAUGGACUGGAAAUCAUGCUGGACAUCCAGCAGGAUGAAUAUUUGCCAAUCUGGGGAGAAACAGAGGAGACGACAUUCGAGGCUGGAGUCAAAGUCCAGAUCCACAGCCAGUCCGAGCCACCCUUUGUCCAGGAGCUGGGCUUUGGGGUGGCCCCUGGAUUCCAGACCUUUGUGGCCACCCAGGAGCAAAGGCUGACGUACCUGCCUCCGCCUUGGGGUGAAUGUCGCUCGUCGGAAAUGGGCUUAGACUUCUUUCCCGUUUACAGCAUCACGGCCUGCAGGAUCGACUGCGAGACCCGCUACAUCGUGGAGAACUGCAACUGCAAAAUGGUCCACAUGCCAGGGGAUGCUCCCUUCUGUACCCCGGAGCAGUACAAGGAGUGCGCGGAGCCCGCGCUCGGUUUGCUUGCUGAGAAGGACAGCAACUACUGCAUCUGCAGGACACCCUGCAACCUGACCAGGUACAACAAAGAGCUCUCCAUGGUCAAGAUCCCCAGCAAGACCUCGGCCAAGUACCUGGAGAAGAAGUUCAAUAAGUCAGAAAAAUACAUCUCAGAGAAUAUUCUUGUGCUGGACAUAUUUUUUGAAGCACUCAACUACGAGACAAUUGAGCAGAAGAAAGCCUAUGAAGUGGCAGCCUUACUUGGUGACAUUGGAGGCCAGAUGGGGCUGUUUAUCGGUGCUAGCAUCCUCACCAUCCUAGAGCUCUUCGAUUAUAUAUACGAGCUGAUCAAGGAGAAAUUAUUAGACCUACUUGGGAAGGAGGAAGAGGAGGGGAGCCAUGAUGAAAACGUGAGCACUUGUGAUCCCAUGCCAAACCAUUCGGAAACCAUCAGCCACACUGUGAACGUGCCGCUCCAGGCCACGCUGGGAACGCUGGAGGAGAUCGCCUGCUGACACUGGACUGCUCCACAGGGCCAACACCCAAGGAAGGAAAACUGCACAGGAAAGCAGGGACCCAGCUCAGUCUCUGAUUUUCACUACCAGAAGGAAAUGGCCCAGCCAUCCCCUGAAAUCACCAUUACUAACGUCGUAGGCUGAAAAUUAGAAUAAAGAAACAAAAAGUCGCAGCUCUCGGAUUCUUCUUACGUUCUUGUCCUUCGUGUCAGUCUGUGAUGAAUCUUAAGCUAAGCCAGGCCUCCCCAGGCCGGGCCACCACCGUCACCCCAAGGUGAGCAUCCCUGGAGAGGGGCCGGAGCGGGGGCUCCCGGUGGAUCUGCUGUGUCCUGCUCCUCCGUCUGCAGUGCCUGGAUAGUCCGUGU
Messenger RNA from Lepidothrix coronata (blue-crowned manakin), 1441 nucleotides. RefSeq names its product acid-sensing ion channel 2. The annotation marks the transcript as partial. NCBI's taxonomy places the organism in Eukaryota, Metazoa, Chordata, Aves, Passeriformes, Pipridae. Gene Ontology annotation, molecular function: ligand-gated sodium channel activity. Gene Ontology annotation, cellular component: membrane. The record is from RefSeq and is a predicted model, not a curated record. The transcript has 11 exons. Gene Ontology annotation, biological process: sodium ion transmembrane transport.